Penicillium coprophilum is the source of this 567-nucleotide messenger RNA. RefSeq lists its product as uncharacterized. The record is from RefSeq and is a predicted model, not a curated record. The transcript has 3 exons. Bases 1 to 567 code for a protein of 188 amino acids. NCBI's taxonomy places the organism in Eukaryota, Fungi, Ascomycota, Eurotiomycetes, Eurotiales, Aspergillaceae.
AUGUCUAUAGUCUUGGGCCACCAACUGUCCUCUUCUUUUUGCAUUGAGGCAGUACCUAGGAAAGAAAGAAAAUGGCUGUCGCUUUUGUCUCUACGAUUCGGCGCGGUACUGUGCACCAUGGUAGCAAUAAUCUGCUUUGCUUGGGCCAUGGUUCAGCAUCAGGAAGGAGUUGUUUCAAGCGAUGGACUAGGAGAAGCAUGGUCUAGUAUAAACCUGGGAACAGCCUCAUACGGAUUCCUCUGGUCCCUUAUCCUUCUCAUUGUCGUCUUUUGCAACUGUGUGGUCCACCCUGGUAUCAUCGUUGCGUUCGACUGCAUAGCUUGCAUUGCCCAGUUGAUUACAGUCUGCUUCGAUUUGCACGAGCUUGCCUAUUGGAAUCUUGGUGGUUAUGGUUACUCCAGCACCCAUAAUCUAGACCCAUUGUAUGGGGCGGAGUGUUUGGCGUGUUCUAUGAUUCUUCUUGGAAUCCUCUUCAACAUCAUUCUUUGUGUGCGCGCCUCUAUCGCGUGUCAUAGGCUGCGCAAGGCUGGAAAGCAGCUAGAGACCAAGAGGCAUGUUGACGCGUGA